AUGUCAAUCGGCACGAUAUGGCCCAUUUUGUUUCUGUGGCACACCAAGAAUAAGACAGAGUGGCUUUGUUCCUGGGCUGAGGGAGGCGAGGCGCAGACGAUCGGCGUCUCCCUCAUGAUUGGCAUUUGCUCCCUCAUCAUUGGCAUCUGCUCCCUCAUAGCCACAUUUCCUGUCCUUGCUGCCUGCAAAUACGCACCAUUUCCUUCUCUUUCCUCUCCAGACUCUCCCACGAAUCGCCGGAUUUCCAACCAACUUUGGGUGUUGGACGUCACUUCAGCCGGGGCUCCCAUCAACGAAACAAAGCAACCACCCUUCUCCCACCCCCGCGCCAACAGGCCAACUAUCAUCGAACCUACGGAAGAACCCACCCUGAGAUCCAACUUGGUCACUAUCUCCCAUCCUCCCGAGCAUCCAUUCGACCCUGUCUUGCGUGCCGUCAUUACAGAGAUCGCCAACGCCAACGCCUGA
Sodiomyces alkalinus F11 is the source of this 468-nucleotide messenger RNA. RefSeq lists its product as hypothetical. Lineage: Eukaryota; Fungi; Ascomycota; Sordariomycetes; Glomerellales; Plectosphaerellaceae. Bases 1 to 468 code for a protein of 155 amino acids. The transcript has 4 exons. The record is from RefSeq and is a predicted model, not a curated record.